Messenger RNA from Pocillopora meandrina, 4320 nucleotides. Lineage: Eukaryota; Metazoa; Cnidaria; Anthozoa; Scleractinia; Pocilloporidae. The record is from the annotation of a GenBank genome assembly.
AAAUUCAUUACAUUCGCUCGCCAUGGGUUUGAAGAACACAACAAUUUCCGUACUCUUCAUCAUGUUGCACCCCUCAAAUGGUCAGACAAGUUAGCCAUACAGGCUCAAAAACUCGCCUACAAAAUGGCGCUCAAAGGAACCAUUCAGGUCCCGGGUAUUGAUUUGUUUGGCGAGAAUAGAGCCAGGCUUUCCGCGGUUAAUUUCGACUGCGAGACGGCUGGUGAAGAAGCCACCAAGAUUUGGUAUAAUCAAGGUAGUAAUUACAGCUUCGCUGAUCCUAGGCUGAACAGCAAUACUGAUUCAUUCACUCAAGUUAUUUGGAAAGGAACCCGGGAUGUUGGAAUGGGUUGUGCACAGAGGAAAGGAACAUUAAGCAAUGAUAUAUUUGUUGUUGCUUUGUACUACCCUCCUGGAAAUAGUCCGCGCGCUCUUCGGGAAAAUGUGGUCAGUCCUAAUAAAAACGUUAACGAUGCAUAUUCGUCGAUAUUCCGAAGACGAGAUGAGUUAUCUAAAACCAAACGAACACGAAUUUUGACUCGGGGAGAAAGAAAGACAAAAGCGCAAGAGACGAAAACGAGCUUGAACUUUGAUUCCCUUUUCCCUUCCCUCCGCCCCUGAAAAAGCUAUGGUAUGAAGAACGCCGUUUGCGCAUGCGCACUGAGUGACUCCCUUAUGAGAACACAUCCCCGUAUAGUACUGUAUAUGUCCGUUGUGAAAUGGCUCUGAAGUGUUUCAUUUCUUGAUCAACCACGGUGAUCAACACAGCAUUUAUUCACGCAGGCGAAUACAAGAUAACCCGUGAAACGAGGAUGUGGAAUUGGUCAGCAAGCAAGUUUUAGGAGUUAAUAAAGGAAAAUCAGUUCCUCGUUGGCAGAUUUCUUAAAUGUCUAGUGAACUUACCAUUUCCAAGUUCCGAUUGAAUGGAAUAAUUGUCCUUUGUCGUGAAUAUACAGACAGUCAUCACUGCUGCAAUUAUUACAAAACACCACGGCUUAAGUAGAUAAUCAAUAAUGUCUGCGGGAAAUCUAAUUGAAAGAAAGUGGAUAAUUGAUGACGCUGACAAAAUGAUACGCCUACUUAAUUCUUUCUCAAAUUUAACAAUUUUUUCUUGGCAAUUUUUUUUUUGUCAUGGAGGAUGUAUUUUUUAUUUUUUCCCGCCUCCCCCUGUUCCUCACAAGGGUAUACUUAAAAAAGCGUCACUGAUUCUCAAAGUACCAUUAAGAAGUAUCUAGAGAACGCCUAAAGCAGUAGUUAUGCAUAUAAACACUAUUUAAUGUCCAAAGAAAAAGGAUAGUAGCAACAUCUUGUAAAAAAAAAAUUGUAUUACGAUGCUUGUAUUUUUUCUCUGAUUAAUUACAAUGAUCGCAAUUCAAGACUCUAUGGAAAUAUUUUCUUCUUUUUCAUCUUUCUACUGUUUUAAGUUUAGCAAUGACGUGACGAAGUUCAAUGAAUGUAGUUGAGUGAAAGUUUUUUCGGUCGAUAAAUUUUUAAUAAUCAGCAUAAUGGCGAACACCUUGAAUUUACUUCGCGGAGGUUUUUGAGUUAUUUGUCAUUCAUUACUAACAAAGUGAAUUGCCAUUUCUUAUAGGAGUAAUGAGGUUAGUCUUUUGCAUUCCUCUUAAAGUAACUGCCUAAAAAAGACGUCUAGUAUGUUAACAUUGUCUUAAUCUUGAAGUUUGUCAUUUGUUGAUAACAGGUCACUGUUUAGACGUUAUUUCGCUAUUUUACUUUUAGAAUGAAAUUAUUGAGAUGAUGUCAAUGUUUGGAAAGAAAUUGUUUGUUUCUUGGACAGUGACCGGAGAAAAUCUGAUGUUUGGGCUUAAGAAUUCUAGUACUUUAAAAACAACGGUGGCUACAAGAGUUUGCUGUAGAUCUGUACGAGAAACUGCCGAAAAUCUAUCUAUUGUGGCACUUACAUUAUUCCAUUUAUGUAGGGAAUGUUGCGCAGAAAAGCGAUAGAAUUACUUAUGUUUGUGGUAAAGAGUCCCAAAACUUCCCAUUAUCGUCGACUCUUGUUUAUCUCCGAGGAAAAUUAUUAUCUUCAAACCAGGUUGCAACAACGCCUGACGUACUCUUCGUUCAACCGUAAAAUUUGUCUUAUUCCUCACCAACAGUUCCAUUCUCCCCUUUUACGCAUAGACCAGAAAACUACUCGAGAAGGUGAAAUAUUAGAGUACACCUAUGCUCAAAAAGAAAAAAAAAACAGGAAGUAACAAUCGCAAACAUUUAAAGCGAGUGCAGAGGCUAACUGUUUACAUAUUCAGUUGGACAUAGUAAAGUGGGUAUGGUAAAAACGUAAGAUUAUCAUUUAGUGCCUGCUACUUAACCGAAGGUUAUCGAUGACUCCUACCGCUGGUGAAGGAAUUGUAGUCGCAACUAUCUAAUAGAUAGGAAAGCACUAGUUAAGAGUUAUUUCUUGGUGUAAUCAAAUCACAUUCGUACUUUUCAUUUCACUUGAUGCCAGCAGAUGUAAAUCAUUAAGUUAAGCAAUGAAGAUGAUGGUAGUUACAAGUGUACUGAUCUGUCAAGCUGCUUUGUGCCUUACGAGAGCCGAAGGUUAGUUUAUUUUGUUAAACUACUAAAGAUCUUGGAUGUUCAAGUACUUGUUCAAAUAAAGCUUGAAGUUUUCAAUGGAGUGACAUAAGUGAUCACAUGGUUUCGUGAAACAAAGAGGGAGAGAACACACACAAAGAAAGAGUGACGCGGAACAAACAAAGAAUACAGUUACAUUACAAAUAACUUACUAAAGUGGAUGACUCUCUUCACAAAAGGCGUUUUGCCUCAUCGCUAUAAGACUCCUUACCUUUUGCAUUGCAGAUGAAAGAAAUGAAUACCAGAUGUCAAAAGCAUUUAAGAAAUCCAUUGAAUUACAAACUGCUUACGUUUACCGCAAAAAUAUGCCCAAGAGACAUCAUUACUCUGGUAAGGAAUGAAGUAAUGUAAAAUUCAAUGUUUUCCUGAAAACAAAGUUUUUCGGUUUUUUGAUGAGACAGAGCAUGAUUAUUUCUCUGUGUUCUCGUGACAGUGAUCCUUGGAAGUAGUGGUAAAACUGUUAUUGGGCCGCUCGUUCCUGAGUCUGACGAUGAACAGAUCCACAGAGUUCAGGGAUUUGUGCUUAGACCGGACGCUAUUAAGAUCGGUUAGUGUUCAAAACACUGCUGUUAAGACCACUUUGCGAUUAAAAGGCAAGUCAGAAAAACGUUAAGAUCAAAGGGGAUCACUAAGUACGUACAAGUAUCUUACAUGUGGCGCGAAUAAUAGUGAGAGACCAAUUUAGAAGUGAAUUUCGUUUGGUUUCUUAUUGGCUCAGGGGAUGGCGCAAGUUUUCAAAAACAUUCACAGCGUGUUCUUAAACAAAAGCUAUGCGACCCCAAGUUUUUCAGGUCUAGUUUUGUCUGAAAAUUGCGUUAUUCAGUAUCCGGGCUAAUGUAUUCAUGUAUUUCGAAGACAUCUUGGCGAAGUUAGUCCGUUCUGUCCUCCUUUCCCUGUUUCAAGGUAACCCCAUAGAAUUUGCAGGAACAGCUCUAAGCACCCAUAAUCGCUAUCGCAAGUAUCACCACGACCCUUCACUAAGGUGGUCUGACAGGCUGUCAUCGCAGGCCAAUAAGAUAGCUUAUCAAAUGGUGCAGCAAUUCAGUAAGGAUAACUCCAAGAGAUUUGAGGUGCCUGAUGAGGAGAGUCUGGGAGAGAAUGUGGAACGAUUCCUCGGUGUACAAUUUGGAUGCGACUCGACUGCAGCCAUGAAAGCAACCGAUAACUGGUACCAGGUACGCUUCAUGCGUGUUGAAUAACAGCGCUACUGUACCUUCAGGGGACACCCUCGAGUUUGAGGAAAAGAAAAGUGUCCCCGCAAUGAAGGUAACAGAUAUAAGGGAUAUUUCGGAUUAGAGGAGAGUGCUCCAGAUUGAAGAGCAUGAUAAUACUUGAGUAUAGCGAGAUACAGAUUGGUGCCUUAAAGUUCACCUAGGUGAUCAUUUCGGUUAAGUGACUCAUCGGUUUUUUCUUUUUCUUCAGCAAAGCAAAAACUAUAGUUAUAACUACCCUCACAUUCAAGAUGGAACUAGCUCCUUCACUCAGUUGGUUUGGAAAGGCUCACAGUCCUUUGGAAUGGGCUGUGCUCUACGUAAGGGACUCUUGGCCAAUGACGUGUUUGUGGUGGCUCUGUACAGUCCCCCUGGGAACGUAGGAGACGGCGUGUCUCUGAAUGUCUUGAGGCCUGGAAUCAAAGAGGCGGCCAAGCCUGAUGUCUACUCAAAUAUAUUCCGUAGAAGCAAAAUGGCUAAGAGUAGAGACAACAUAAACCGUAAAAAACUAGAUUAA